Messenger RNA from Nematolebias whitei (Rio pearlfish), 2065 nucleotides. It is a transcript of the gene smox, whose product is annotated as spermine oxidase. The transcript has 7 exons. Gene Ontology annotation, molecular function: polyamine oxidase activity. Lineage: Eukaryota; Metazoa; Chordata; Actinopteri; Cyprinodontiformes; Rivulidae. Bases 130 to 1797 code for a protein of 555 amino acids. The record is from RefSeq and is a predicted model, not a curated record.
AGCCGGCGUGAGAGGAGCUUCGUGUCCGUAGGAGAGAGGAUCCUCCGCCGUUUGUGUUUUUUAUGAUUGUCUUUCUGUAGCACUGAAGACCUCGAGAGUCAGACUGCACCGAAGAGGAGCUUGGACGGCAUGCAAAGUUGUGAAAUUUCCUCAGACAGCACUGAUGAUCCUCUUAGUAGUGGCCUUGGCACUCAUCGGCAGCCUCGAAUAGUAGUGAUCGGUGCUGGCUUGGCCGGCCUCGCUGCAACAAGGGUCCUACUGCGGAACGGCUUCACGGAUGUCACUGUCCUAGAGGCGUCAGACCACAUCGGCGGGAGAGUUCAGAGCAUUCAGCACGGAAAAGCAACUUUGGAGCUCGGAGCUACCUGGAUCCAUGGCGCCAACGGGAACCCGGUGUACCACCUGGCGGAGGAAAGCGGGUUGCUGGAGCACACCACGGAUGGAGAGAGGAGCAUGGGGCGCAUCAGCCUGUACACCAAGAACGGCGUGGCUCACUACCAGACCAAUGUGGGCAGAAGGAUCCCCAAGGACCUGGUGGAGGAGUUCAGCGACGUGUACAACGAGGUCUACGAGCUGACUCAGGAGUUUUUCCAGAGCGGGAAGCCUGUUUGUGCCGAGAGCCAGAACAGCGUUGGCGUUUUUACUCGGGACUUGGUGCGCAAGAGGAUCACGUUGGACCCCGACGAUUCUGAAAGCAUCAAGAAGAUCAAACUGUCGAUGCUUCAGCAGUACCUCAAGGUGGAGAGUUGUGAAAGCAGCUCUGCCAGCAUGGAUGAGGUGUCUCUGAGCGAGUUUGGAGAGUGGACCGAGAUUCCUGGAGCCCACUACGUCAUUCCUGAAGGUUUUAUGAAGAUUGUGAACCUCCUGGCCCAGGACAUCCCGUCCCAAACCAUCAGCCUUUGCAAACCAGUUCGCAGCAUCCACUGGAACUACUCAGCCCAUCAUCGGGAGCUCAUUGCUAAGAGCAACCACACCGAGCAGCUCAGAAACCACAACAACAACAACCACGGCGGCCAGCCUCACGAGGACCUUCUGCUUCUGGGUCGCCCCAUCUGCGUGGAGUGUGAAGACGAGGAGUGGAUCAUGGCUGACCAUGUGAUCGUGACGGCUUCACUGGGCGUCCUGAAGCAGAACCACGCAGCCAUGUUCUCCCCACCGCUUCCCGAAGACAAGGUGCUCGCCAUCGAGAAGCUGGGCAUCAGCACCACUGACAAGAUAUUCCUAGAGUUCGAGGAGCCCUUCUGGAGCCCCGAGUGCAACAGCAUCCAGUUUGUGUGGGAGGACGAGGCCCAACUGGAGCAACUGGCCUACCCCGAGGAGCUGUGGUACAAGAAGAUCUGCAGCUUCGACGUGCUCUACCCGCCCGAGCGCUACGGCUACAUGCUGAGCGGCUGGAUCUGUGGCCAGGAGGCGCUCUACAUGGAGCGCUGCGACGACGAAACGGUGGCUGAAACCUGCACGGAGCUGCUCAGGCGCUUCACAGGGAACCCUGACAUUCCAAAGCCCAGACGGAUCCUGCGCUCGUCCUGGGGCAGCAACCCGUACAUCCGAGGCUCCUACUCUUUCACCAGAGUCGGGUCCAGUGGUGCUGACUGUGAAAGGCUGGCCAUGCCACUGCCGUACGCCAACAGCACCAAGGCUCCACCCCUGCAGGUUCUGUUUGCUGGAGAGUCCACCCACAGAAAGUACUACUCCACCACACACGGUGCCCUGCUGUCAGGGCAGAGGGAGGCCACUCGCCUCACGGAGAUGUACCAGGACGUACACAGAGCGCAGACCACGAAGCCUACAGUCUAACCCCGUCCAGCCUCCGACUGGAGACUAAAAGAGUCCACACGUUGAGCUAAAAGCUUCUGUCGUUCUCAUUAGGGGUUACUUUAAAAGCAUAGCUUGGGCAUUUUCACUCUGACAACUAAUGAAUAUUAUUUUAAUUGUACUGUAGAUCUGAAUCACGUUAAGUUUUAACUGAGACGUCGAAACGUUGCCAACGUUGGUGCUGUUAGUUCCUGUCUUUGUCAUUCUGCCAUCAUGUUUUGUCUUUUAAAUCAGUACGUUUAUAAGUUUA